Messenger RNA from Merops nubicus (carmine bee-eater), 506 nucleotides. It is a transcript of the gene FA2H, whose product is annotated as fatty acid 2-hydroxylase. Gene Ontology annotation, molecular function: iron ion binding; fatty acid 2-hydroxylase activity. The annotation marks the transcript as partial. The transcript is spliced from 3 exons. NCBI's taxonomy places the organism in Eukaryota, Metazoa, Chordata, Aves, Coraciiformes, Meropidae. The record is from RefSeq and is a predicted model, not a curated record. Gene Ontology annotation, cellular component: endoplasmic reticulum; membrane. Gene Ontology annotation, biological process: lipid biosynthetic process; fatty acid metabolic process.
AGUAUUCCAUCCCUGUCCACAAAUACUUCUUCCCCUUCAUCUUCCUCCUGGGGAUGUUCCUGUGGUCCCUGCUAGAGUACCUCAUCCAUCGCUUUGUCUUCCACAUGAAGCCACCUGCUAGUAACUACUAUCUCAUCACGCUGCACUUCUUGCUGCAUGGGCAGCACCACAAGUCUCCCUUCGACAGCUCCCGCCUGGUCUUCCCUCCCGUGCCGGCCUCCUUGGUCAUCGGCUUCUUCUACGGCGUCCUGCGGGUCAUGCUGCCCGAGGUGCUGGGGCUCUCCGUGUUCGUCGGCGGGCUCUGCGGCUACAUCGUCUACGACAUGAUGCACUAUUACCUCCACUACGGCUCGCCCAAAAAAGGCACCUACCUGUAUGGCCUGAAGGCUUACCACGUCAAGCACCACUUUGAACACCAAAAAGCAGGCUUUGGCAUCAGUACCCGCUUCUGGGAUCACCCCUUUGGGACGCUCAUCCCUGAGGAGACCUUCAAGAAAGAGGACUGA